Messenger RNA from Xenopus laevis (African clawed frog), 5487 nucleotides. It is a transcript of the gene epha5.S, whose product is annotated as ephrin type-A receptor 5-like. Bases 494 to 3586 code for a protein of 1030 amino acids. The transcript is spliced from 18 exons. The record is from RefSeq and is a predicted model, not a curated record. Lineage: Eukaryota; Metazoa; Chordata; Amphibia; Anura; Pipidae.
UUGUACAAAAUGCGAUUUAACAACAUUUCUCUGUAAUUGUAUCCUUCAUUAGUACAUGACUGGCAGUUGCAAUCGCAUCCCUUCUGAUCCAUCCUCCCUCCCUUUCUCUCCUCUCACCACCUCUUUUCCUGCCCAUCCCACGUUUGCUUUUGCUUCCCAUCUGACUUUUAGUGAAGGGGGGGGGGCAAAGCGUGUAAGUGUGAGGGGGGGACUCCUGUCACAUCCUCCAUCAGCCUCCCCCCCUCCCCCAGCCCGGCUUUUCACACACUCGAGCGUCAGAAUCAAAGUGCAUGAGGAAAAGAGAAGGGGCAAAGCAGGUUUAUGUGCCAGGCAAGGAGGAGCCCGCACGGGGAAAACCUUCCACCUGAUCUCACAUCCCUGCAAGUGAAAGAACAGACAGGGAAAGAGAACUUGCUAAUUAACGACUGGAUUCCUUCUACAGACACUAACCUUUAGUAACCAAGGAUCCCAGGACAGACAGGCACAGUACCAAAUGGGUCUUACGCCCAUACUGAGUUGGUGGACCGGGAUGCUGCACAGCACCGGUGUCAAGGCAAUGUCCUGGUUUAAUGCUCUAUCCCCCUGCUCUUUGGGGACCUGGGGAAGAUUUGAGACUCAUUUAACCCUAUGGAUAUGUCUUAUCACCUGGAGUGAUUCCAGGGCCGUUGCGAGUCCCAGCAAUGAAGUGAAUUUAUUGGAUUCUCGCUCUGUCAUGGGUGACCUUGGAUGGAUUGCCUUUCCUAAAAAUGGGUGGGAAGAAAUUGGAGAGGUAGAUGAGAACUAUGCUCCAAUACAUACAUACCAAGUGUGUAAAGUGAUGGAACAGAAUCAGAACAACUGGUUACUGACAAACUGGAUCUCCAAUGAAGGAGCCUCACGGAUAUUCAUAGAACUUAAAUUUACUCUUCGAGAUUGUAAUAGUCUUCCAGGGGGACUUGGGACAUGCAAAGAAACAUUCAAUGUAUAUUAUUUUGAAUCAAAUGAAGAGGAUGGAAGGAAUAUUCGGGAAAACCAGUAUAUCAAAAUUGACACUAUUGCAGCUGAUGAGAGUUUUACAGAAUUAGACUUGGGUGAUAGAGUCAUGAAGCUAAAUACGGAGAUAAGAGAUGUUGGACCUCUGACCAAAAAAGGCUUUUACCUUGCUUUUCAAGAUUUAGGAGCCUGUAUUGCCCUGGUUUCUGUGCGAGUCUAUUAUAAAAAGUGCCAAUCAGUGGUUCGCAAUUUAGCUGUCUUUCCUGACACAGUAACUGGUGCAGACUCCUCCCAGCUUUUGGAAAUAUCAGGAUUGUGUGUCAACCAUUCUGUGACAGAAGAAGCUCCCAAAAUGCAUUGCAGUGCAGAAGGUGAAUGGCUUGUCCCAAUUGGAAAAUGCAUGUGCCAAGAAGGGUAUGAAGAGAAAAACAAUACAUGCCAAGCGUGUCCAACAGGAUUCUUUAAGUCUUCCCCUCAAAGUUUGAUGUGUAGCAAGUGUCCACCUCACAGUUACACGCAUGAAGAGGGAUCCACAUCUUGUGUCUGUGAGGACCGUUACUAUAGAGGGGAGUCAGAUCCAUACACCAUGUCUUGUACAAGACCACCAUCAGCUCCACGAAAUGCUAUAUCCAACAUCAACGAGACAAGUGUAUUUCUUGAGUGGAUGUUCCCCUCAGAUACUGGUGGAAGAAAAGAUGUUUUUUAUAACAUAGUUUGCAAAAAGUGCAAUUCCUUCACAUUUCCAUGUGAAGAAUGCAGUAUGCAUGUCCGUUACAUACCUCAGCAAACUGGUUUGAGAAAUACAUCUGUGAUGGUUAUAGACCUUCAGGCCCACACAAACUACACCUUUGAGAUUGAAGCUGAAAACGGUGUUUCUGAGCUGAGCCCAGGUUCUCGACAGUAUGUGUCUGUGAAUGUCACCACAAACCAAGCAGCACCAUCUACAAUUAGCAUUGUCAAGAAGGGGAAAAUUACCAAAAACGGCAUCUCACUGUCAUGGAAAGAGCCCAAUCGACCGAAUGGUAUCAUCCUUGAAUAUGAAAUCAAAAACUUUGAAAAGGAUCAAGAAACUAGCUACACAAUUGUCAAGUCUAAAGAGACAGAAAUCACAGUGGAGGGAUUGAAACCUGCAUCAUCCUAUAUAUUCCAAAUACGAGCACGUACAGCCGCAGGGUAUGGUGCCUUCAGCCGCAGAUUUGAGUUUGAAACCAGCCCAGUGUCACUUGCUGCAGCUGGAGAUCAGAGCCAGAUUCCUAUAAUUGCUGUGUCGGUCACUGUGGGAAUUAUUCUGCUGGCUGGUAUAGUUGGUUUUCUUCUUACUGGAAGCUGUUCACAGGCUUCCUUACCACCUUCCAGACGUUGUGGCUACAGCAUAGCUAAACAAGAUCCAGAGGAAGAAAAGAUGCAUUUUCACAAUGGGCACAUAAAACUACCAGGAAUUAAGACAUAUAUUGACCCACAUACAUAUGAAGACCCAAACCAAGCAGUGCACGAAUUUGCAAAGGAGAUAGAUGCUUCCUACAUAACCAUUGAGAGAGUAAUUGGAGCAGGUGAAUUUGGUGAAGUUUGUAGUGGGCGAAUCAAACUUAAUGGAAAACGUGAGUCUCCUAUUGCAAUAAAGACUUUAAAAGUCGGAUAUAGUGAUAAACAGCGGAGAGAUUUCUUGGGUGAAGCAAGUAUAAUGGGACAGUUUGACCAUCCAAAUAUCAUCCGCCUGGAAGGAGUUGUCACCAAAAGCAAACCAGUAAUGAUAUUGACUGAAUACAUGGAAAAUGGGUCUCUUGAUACAUUCCUAAAGAAAAAUGAUGGUCAGUUCACGGUCAUUCAGCUAGUGGGCAUAUUGAGAGGCAUUGCAUCAGGCAUGAAGUAUCUUUCUGAUAUGGGAUAUGUACACAGGGACCUGGCAGCAAGAAAUAUUCUGAUAAACAGCAAUUUGGUCUGUAAAGUUUCUGAUUUUGGAUUAUCGCGUGUUCUUGAAGAUGAUCCUGAAGCAGCCUAUACUACCAGGGGAGGGAAGAUACCAAUACGAUGGACUGCUCCCGAAGCAAUUGCCUUUCGUAAAUUUACUUCUGCAAGUGAUGUAUGGAGUUAUGGCAUUGUAAUGUGGGAAGUAAUAGCUUAUGGAGAGAGACCCUACUGGGAAAUGACAAAUCAAGAUGUAAUUAAAGCUGUUGAGGAAGGUUACCGCUUGCCAAGUCCUAUGGAUUGCCCUGCUGCUCUUUACCAGCUUAUGUUGAAUUGCUGGCACAAAGACAGAAAUAGCAGGCCCAAGUUUGAAGAAAUUGUCAGUAUUUUGGACAAAUUGAUUCGUAACCCAAACAGCUUGAAGACGCUUGUUAAUGCAUCAAACAGGGUAUCAAAUUUACUAAUUGAACAUAGUCCCGUUGGAACUGGUGCCUAUAGAUCAGUGCAUGAAUGGCUGGAAGCUAUCAAAAUGGGAAGGUAUACUGAGACAUUUAUGGAGAAUGGUUAUUAUUCAAUGGAUGCAGUCACCCAAGUGACACUGGAAGAUUUGAGGAGAUUUGGAGUGACUCUGGCUGGCCAUCAGAAGAAGAUAAUGAACAGCAUUCAAGAAAUGAGGGUCCAGUUAUUGAAUGGAAUGGUGCCAUUGUAAUUAUACUGUUUCACCACCAAGCAAAUCUGCACUUUGUUACCUGCCCAGAGAUUUAUAGAUACCGAUUAAACUGAAAUGAAAAAGGGGAGUAGAGUGCUAUAGAAAACAGAAAAUAGCACAUGCAACAAGAUAACUCAAAAUCAGUAUUGGAAUCAGACUUCCAUUUAUUUUUUUAUUUUAUCUCUCAUUCUUCAUGAGAAACUGCAACAUGCAUGGAACCUAGAGAUGGAUGUAUAAGACAGGGUGACCAGUUUCUGUAACAAAAGACUUCCCAUGAUGCUUUGUACACAAAUUGUAUAUAGCAUCUUGAUAGUGCUUUCAUUGUAGCAGCACAAUAAAUUCUUCCAAGAACUUAAAUGGAUCAUUUACAACAAAGUUUUGUAGCCAUGUAUUGCCUAGUCAAAAGCUGCAGUUUUUGGACAUUUACUAAGUUGAAUUGUCUACAAAGGUGUAUUGAAGAGCAAUAUGUUAAGAUUUUCUUGUUCGUUAAACUGUUUGUUUUUUUAAAUUUAAAGAAUGCUGUUACACAGCAUUAUCUAUAGAACCUAAUGUAUAAACAUGUUGCUUGAUAAAUUGCAAAUACAAUAUAUUUAUUUUUUUGUGUUCUUGAAUUUCUUUUAGACUGUUUCUGUGAAAUUAAUAUAGUCUAUAAUGAAAUGUAUAUAUUGUACAGUUUGCUACACACUUGGUUUCAGUUAUGCACAAGCACUAUGCUUGUAAUUUUUUGUGGGGGAGAUCAUGUAAAAAUACUAGAUAUUUUGAACAUUUGAAGUAAAAGAAAAUAACUGAAGAAACAUUAGUCAUUAUUUCUACAACAAAAUAAAUGUUUCCAUGUUUAAGAUUCUUGACUCAUUGGCCAAUACAGGGUACAGGAAUGAAAAAGAACAUUUUGCCAUUUUUAGGAAAAAAAGUUUAGUUUUUAAUUAUGACAUAGGAAUUAAAUAAAGUCACUUUUAUGGUUUUGUAUUUAAUUUGUUCAUAUGCAUUUGCAUAUCCAUGGAAUAGGGUAAUAGUUAAUAGUUAUGGCACACAGGAAAAAAUUAAUCAAGUAGGACAUGGUUCAAAGAUAUUCGUAUUAACUACAAACAAUUUCAAAUCAUGUUAUAAACACUGUUUUCUUAUAUAUAUGUAAGUAUAUAUGUAUAAGAAGUAUAAUAUUCUUAUCAGUAACAGAAUUACGAGGACAGAGGUACAGACUAUGCAUCCUGGAUCCCCCACCCCCAUUCGGAAGUGGAGAUCAUGGCAGAUUCACAAUCUCGCAAACUGCCGGCGGAGCUCCGAGGGGGAGCAGACCCUGGUGCAGUGACACCCCUUGAACCUCCAAUAGUUCUGCCACUGAUUCUUAUUGAUCUUUAAUAAGACAGAGAAAGUGAAGAAAGAUGUAGUAAAUCGUUAAAAAUGGAGGCUUCAUUUGCAAAAACAUGCCCAAGACAACACUGAAUAUUUAGUUACUAUUUUUCACUUAUUCUACAUAUGACUUUUUCCCUUCAGUACACAAUUUAUGUGGUACAAAUUAAUAAAUUACAUUGGUAGUAUUUAUUUAUUAUUUCAGUUGGCUUGCCUACAUUUGAAUGUACAUUUACAGGAUAAGGAAAGUCACAUAUAAAUUAAUCAUUGAUAUCAUAUUUGAUGCAGUAUUCUUGUAUCUAAUGUCAAAAUGCAACUUUGCAGAUCCUAGCAACUUCUAGGAUUAAAUGCAAAAAACUUAAAUUUCUAUUUUUUUCCACAAAAACUUCUGAUAGUACAGAAUGCUGGUGGCACAGUGUGAUAAAAAGGGGAUAUGUGAGUUUUUUAUUCAUCAUUCAACAGAAAAACACUUUAUUGUAAUGGCAAAAAUAUAUACAGUAGAUAAAGUAAUAUGAAAUAUUAUUUUAACUUUAAACAGAAACGGGGGAAUGUAA